AUGCCUCCUUCUCGAUCAGGACGCGUCUACGGAGGACCACCGUCUAGGAUCGCCGUUCGAAUCGGACCUACCAUUGCCCUAUUGCUGAUUCUCUUCGAGAAUCGUCGCGCGACCUGCUUAAUGAGCAACUCCGUGGACGAUUGGGUGAGCGGCAACGCCGUGGUCUGCAACGGUAUACCUGGCCUGACGAAGGAGCAACGCGAGCUAUGCCACAGAAAUCCGGACGUGACGGUGGCCGCGAUCAAAGGUCUGCAAAUCGCUAUAUCCGAGUGCCAGCAUCAGUUCAUGUGGCACAGGUGGAAUUGUUCGUCCCUGACGCCGAGCAGCAGGACCCAGCAGAGCAGCGUUCUCCUUCAGAGAGGUUACAGAGAGACCGCGUUCGCGUUCGCGAUUUCCGCAGCCGGGGUAGCGCACAGCGUGGCUCGCGCGUGCAGCAUGGGACGGCUGCUCUCCUGCGGAUGCGACCCGUCGAGCUACAAGGGUAAGCCGCCUGCCAAGGCCAGGGGCACCCAAUGGAAGUGGGGCGGCUGCUCGCACAACCUCGACUACGGCAUGGAGUUCUCGAGACAGUUCCUAGACACGCGCGAGAGAGCCGGGGAUAUACAGUCGACGGUCAAUCUCCACAACAAUCAAGCUGGCCGCUUGGCGGUGGCGAGCAACAUGCAAGUGCGCUGCAAGUGCCACGGUAUGUCGGGUUCCUGCGAGCUCAAGACUUGCUGGAAAGUGGCGCCGGACUUCCGAAUAGUCGGGAAAACGCUCAAGGACCGCUUCCGAAGCGCCGUGUUGGUAGCGCAGAGUAAUCUGGGCAGCGUGACCCCGCUGACCAGAGUGAGAGGAUCGCGAAGAAGAAGGCCGGAUCGACAGAGGCAGAGGAAACAUCGCGGUGGUGCGGCCGGUGGAAAUGGCGGAGGACGGAAGAGGAGACCUCGAGAUCUCGCCAAGCAGCUCUUCUACUACCAAAAGUCGCCAAAUUUCUGCGAGAGGGACCCGAGCGCGGAUAUACCCGGCACCGCUGGUCGUAGAUGCAACAAGACCAGUUCCGGUGGAGACGGAUGCAGCAGCCUGUGCUGCGGCAGAGGUUACAACGUCGUGAGACAACGACGCGUGGAGAGGUGCAGCUGCAAGUUUCACUGGUGUUGCUACGUGAAAUGUCAGAACUGCACGGUGGAAGAGUGGAUCACUGUUUGCAAGUGA
Molecule: messenger RNA, 1194 nt
Organism: Habropoda laboriosa
Lineage: Eukaryota; Metazoa; Arthropoda; Insecta; Hymenoptera; Apidae
Gene: Wnt10
Product: protein Wnt-10b
Exons: 4
Coding region: 1-1194 (397 amino acids)
Biological process (GO): canonical Wnt signaling pathway; neuron differentiation; multicellular organism development
Cellular component (GO): extracellular region
Molecular function (GO): cytokine activity; frizzled binding
Source: RefSeq, a predicted model, not a curated record